This is a messenger RNA of Puccinia graminis f. sp. tritici CRL 75-36-700-3, 1125 nucleotides long. RefSeq lists its product as uncharacterized. NCBI's taxonomy places the organism in Eukaryota, Fungi, Basidiomycota, Pucciniomycetes, Pucciniales, Pucciniaceae. The record is from RefSeq and is a predicted model, not a curated record. Bases 1 to 1125 code for a protein of 374 amino acids. The transcript has a single exon.
AUGCAAACCGUGAAUGUUGACAAGAAUACAGGGAUUAGUUGCGACUGUGAGUUUAACAAACUCACGAUUAAAGAAGAUAUAGUGGAAUGUUGCACAUUGUUGACUAGCGAGGUCACGACUAGACUCGAGUCGUACAAGAAGGAACUAUCUGCUAUAGUAGACGUGAAAGAUAAGAAAUUAGUACAGGUUGUACAGGAAUUGAGCGCUAGAAUUGAAUCCUUGAGCAAAGGAAUUAAAGCCAUCACUCCUGAUAGUAUGGAGAAAACUGGUGACAGUGUACACAUUAAGAAGAAUGAGAAUCCUAGAAUACAGAAUGGUAAUAGGGAGACACCAACAUUACCUGACAGAGAUCCUAGUCACAAUGAUGUGAUGUUAUUUGGGAUCUCUCAUGAAAUAAAACAACUUGCCGAAGCAGUGAGAUCCAAGAACGAGUCAUGUGUUACCAAGAGCUCGGUAGAACAGAUGAUAAGGGACUUGAGCGAAGAGCACCACAGAGACUUCUCUUCUCUCAGUACCAAAUUAGAUCAGCUCUUGAGUCAGUUCAGAGACGACGGUGCAGAAGUCAGAGCCAGUAUUGGUGAAAUAAAUGAUAGAAUGGAUACCUCUCCUGUGCGAUCCAGCGGACAGGCAGCUCAGCCCGGUUCCAAUUUCCGAAGAAGGAACGACCAAUACAGCAUCCAGCCUACCAGUAGUAAUAACUUCAGAAACACUCAGCCCACAAACUUACAGAGUGUAGGGAUAAGUGAGAUGCAAAAACAACUUUGGGCCGCAGUCAAUAAAUUAGAUUGGCCGAAGUUUUCAGGUCAAGGUGAAUAUGACCACACAGAGUUUAUUGACUGGAUUGAUGACUGCAGAGACGAGACAUCCAUUCCCGACGAAUACAUUCAAGUUAAGUUACUCUCUAUCCUGACAGGCGUAGCGAGUCAGUGGUACAAAAGUAUGAGGAAAGAUCAUAAAGAUGAGAAGUGGGAUUUCUGGAGAGAAGAAAUCCGCAAACAAUAUGGCACCUCGAAUUGGAUGCGCAAGAAACAAGAGUCCUUCGAGAAAGACAGAUUUGAAACAAGAGUCCUUCGAGAAAGACAGAUUUAUACCUGGAGAAACACCAGUAUCGUCCUGGGUCACUAG